GAAAGUCAUAUUCUUAUCUACCAUCUUUUCUUUUUUUUUCUUCUUCUUCUUCUUCUUCUAUUGUUGUCUAUCUCAUUUCAUCUUUUAUUUUUUUAAUCCCUUAAAUGAAGACUUCAAGACAUGUUAACCAACGAAAACAAUCUACCUUAUCAAUAACCAAUAAACCUAUAUUCAAAAUACCAAUCAACUUACCCAAACAUGUUUCUUCUUCAAGUUCUAUAUUAUCACCAUCUAUUCCAUCUUCUACAAUGUCAACUGAAAUACAAACUAUUGCCUCUACUAUGAAACUACGUACGAAAGCUGCUCUUAGUUCAAUGGUUUGGAAAGGGGAAAAUCAAGAUUUACUCUCUUCUAUUGUAUCAACUUCUACUACCACUACUACUAGUAGUAGUAAAUCCACUGUUGAUCAUGAUCUACCAAUCAAGUUUUCACGACCUAUACUGAAAAAUCUUACCUUAUUGAAACAAUAUCUUUCCUUUGUCCAAGAAGAAACUGGUGUUAUUAUGAAUAUAUCAUCAUCUUCAGUUAAAGAACCUUCUUGUUUACCAUCAUUAUCAUUCCAACAUCAACCUCAUUCCUUGGCUUCAUCUGGUGCUUCUAUGAUUGAAUCUAUGGUUCACCAUUCUAUGUCAAAAAUGGAAAUCUCCCUUCAAAACGAUGUAACGCCACUUCCAAGCUCAAUAACAAUAGCAUCAUCAUCAUCAGGUCAUCAACGAAAACAAACUCGACCCUUGAAAUCUAUCAGUAAUCUCAAUAAUAUAAAAUCGGAUGAAGAAAAACAACUCAAGAAAUCAGAACGUUUACGACUGAAACAACAACGUAAACCACGAUGGACAUCUCUGACAACGACGAUCAACAAAAACAGCAAAAAGGAUACGGCUGUGAUUCAAUGUAUUUGUGCUACGCCGCAUGAAGAAUUUGGCGCAAUGGUACAAUGUGACGAUUGUACAUGUUGGUUACACUUGGAAUGUCUCGCUUUGGAUGAACAUGCUUUGGAUGAGACUUUCCGUUGUCCUUCUUGUUAUAUUACUUUGGGUCCUAGUCAUCAUCUUACUAGUGCUGUCACUUGGCGAUUUGCUGCUCAAUGGAAAUCUGAACGAUUAGCUGCUCGGCGUGGUAAUGAUACUCGAUCUUCUUAUCAUCAUCGACGUCAUACUUCAUUUGGAUCAUCUCAACGACCAAUUUAUUCACAAAAGCAACGCAAACACCAUCGUUUAUACUCUGAAAAACAACGUCGACGAUAUACCUUACCAACACAAGAUGAAUCUUCAUCUUCUUCUUCUGAUGACGAUGAUAUGAAUGAUCAACAACAAACUUGGAUGAUUCCUAAGAUGACGAUUCAUUCUUCUAUCAAUACUACCAUGACAACUCCUUCUGGAAAUGUACUCGUACAGACCCUUUCGAAUAAUACAAUGGAUCGACCAUCAGAUAUUAGCAAUGAUAUGGAUGUGGAUUCAGAUACAACAGAAUCUGAUUGGGAAGUGAAUUAUCGUUAUGGUCAACAACGAUUAGAUGUCUCUUCUAUCAACACUUCACCAUCUCUUGUACUCUCUGCUAGUAGUGAUAUGGACAGCCCAAGUGAAGCAAGUACACCAGAUGAACAUUUUGGUCAUGAUGAUUCCUAUGUACAUGUGAUGGAUACAACUGAUUCUGAAGUGAUGAUGCUGUCUACCACGGCAACAUCGGCAUGCUUAGAUCAAGAAAGUUUGCUUUGGUUAUCACGUUUAGCUUAUUUGGAAUCAUUACAAUCAAAUUCUGGACAACAAUGUUUUACACCUCAUGCAUCCGAUGUAUUCCUAUGUGAUGAGUUACAACAUUUCAAACAAGUUGGAACAAUGACAGAUCAAGAAAACAAGAAUUCCUCUUGUGUGCCACUCUUAUCUCCUACGUUAUCGACAACAACAAUAUCAACAACGCCUGGAAUGGCUACUCCUCGGUCUGAUCCUCCUUCUACCAUUUGUUCUCAUGAUCUUUCUCAAUUUUCUUUUGAUGCUGGACCCUUCUGGAGCCCUAUUCAAUAACUUGUUCUCCUACCUCCCUUUAUGUGUAUAUAUUUAUCCUCUCUUUCUCUCUUUCUCUUUCUCUCUCUCUCUCUCUCUCUACCUUUCUCUUGGAUUCUAGUUUUAAUUUAUUCCUUUACUAGUGUAUUAUACUUAUCUUUU
Messenger RNA from Halteromyces radiatus, 2162 nucleotides. RefSeq lists its product as uncharacterized. The transcript is spliced from 3 exons. Bases 105 to 2021 code for a protein of 638 amino acids. The record is from RefSeq and is a predicted model, not a curated record. Lineage: Eukaryota; Fungi; Mucoromycota; Mucoromycetes; Mucorales; Cunninghamellaceae.